CCCAUGUGAAGUCAAUGUUAGCCUUUAUAUCAACAGCAUUGAUUCGAUAGAUGAACAAAAAAUGGAUUUCACCUUAAGUACAUUUGUUAGCCAGGAGUGGAUCGAUACAAGACUUAGUUUUAGAAAUCUUAUACCUGCGGAUUACCUCGAACUUGAUUCUCGGUUGAUGGAAAAUGUUUGGGUUCCAGACUUGUAUGUUCGCAACGAGAAGCAAGCGUAUUUCCAUACUGUCACUAUUCCGAAUAAAAUGUUACAUAUUUAUAAAAACGGUGUUGUGAAGUACAGAUCCAGAAUCACUUUGACAGCUUCUUGUCCGAUGAAACUACACAAAUAUCCUAUGGAUAGACAAAUGUGCUCGUUGUUUAUACAAAGCUUUGCCUUUACAACAAAUCGUUUGGUAUUUCGUUGGCGGGAAAUGGAACCUAUACGAAUGAAUCCGAAUCUCGAAUUGCCUCAGUUUACACUGUAUAGACUUGAGACUGAAAACUGCACAGAAUAUGGAGAAGGCAAUACCUGCUUACAAUUUAAUAUAUAUCUUGAAAGAAACAUUGGAUUUUAUAUGAUACAGACAUAUAUUCCGAGUGUACUCAUUGUAAUGUUGUCAUGGUUAUCGUUUUGGCUAAAUGUUGAUGCCGUUCCUGCUCGGAUCUCCUUAGGCAUACUCACUGUUCUUACAAUGACAACCCAAAGGAGCAUGUCCAAUGCUUCGCUACCAAGAGUGUCUUAUGUAAAGGCCAUUGAUAUAUGGAUGGCCGUUUGCCUUUGUUUUGUUUUUUCUGCUCUACUAGAGUACGCAUGCGUCAAUGUCAUAGCUCGAAACCAGCUCAGACGGAGAAUACGAAAGGAAAUAAGAGAUCAUCAGAAUGGUAUACAGGAACCAAGAAAUGGUCUCAUAGGUGGAUUACUGAUAAAGCGAUCACGUGACAACGCCCAGAAUGUAGAUGAUGUAUGUAGAGUUGUGUUUCCAGUGACUUUUAUGGUGUUUUGUGUUGUUUAUUGGAGCUGUUAUCUAACAAUUCGUUAACGGUGGUGUCUUUUGAGCACAAAGAUACUUACAUGAACACUAGCACGGUUGUUUUUUUUUGUUGUUGUUUUUUUUUAAUCCCAAGAAGUAACUCCGUUUAUUGUCUCUGUAAUAGGUAAAAUAGGGUCGGGAAUCCAUCCACUAUAUUACCUUACAAUUUAUUAUAAUGUUACAAAAAACAUAAGGGCAUUUAUAUCAUACAUAAUUUUAUAAUAUAUACAAUUCACAGAAGAUAAAUGUUUUCUUGGGAUUCGGAGUAUUUCAUUUCCACAAAAACAAAAACUGGAUAUAAUAUACUCAAACUGUAAUAUGUAAGUAGUUACACGGUUGUUACCUAUCUGUAGAUA
Messenger RNA from Ruditapes philippinarum (Manila clam), 1371 nucleotides. RefSeq names its product glycine receptor subunit alpha-2-like. Lineage: Eukaryota; Metazoa; Mollusca; Bivalvia; Venerida; Veneridae. The record is from RefSeq and is a predicted model, not a curated record. Gene Ontology annotation, biological process: chloride transmembrane transport; chemical synaptic transmission; signal transduction. The transcript is spliced from 7 exons. The coding region runs from base 62 to 1024 and encodes 320 amino acids. Gene Ontology annotation, molecular function: neurotransmitter receptor activity; chloride channel activity; transmembrane signaling receptor activity. Gene Ontology annotation, cellular component: synapse; membrane; neuron projection.